Heterotrigona itama is the source of this 1102-nucleotide messenger RNA. The record is from the annotation of a GenBank genome assembly. NCBI's taxonomy places the organism in Eukaryota, Metazoa, Arthropoda, Insecta, Hymenoptera, Apidae.
UUCACUCGAAUAAUUGAUUAUCGAGCGAAUUCGGAUAUUCCAGAUUUGAUAAGCUUUCUAUUUCGAACGUUGCCGGUUGAGAAGGGAAUAAAAGAUGAAACGAUUGUCAAGUCAAUCGGAAGAAAAAGGGGUGAAACGCAACUAUUAAAUACCAGCGGGUAAAAGAGAAGCGCACAUAAUCGAUGAGACACCCCGGGGAGAAACUGCAGUGGCAGUCAAGUCAUGGAGAGAUUCAGUCCACCAGCUGCGUCGUUGAAGAAAAGGAUCAGCCCUCCGAUAGCUUGGAAUCUUGGCCUCGCCAAUAAGGAUCCGAAGAUUAUCAGAGUGAUCCUGCUGGGCCAUCAGGGUGUCGGUAAAACUGCCCUGGCAGUGCGAUUCGUGACCAGACGAUACAUAGGGGAAUACGACUGUACUGUCGAGAGGAUUUACAAGGUAGAUAGCUUCCUGGAUGCAUCGUGGGAGAUAACUGAUCCACCAGGAUAUCUAUCACCUCCGUCUGAACUGAAAUUACGAUGGGCGGACGCUAUCGUCCUCGUUUACUCUGUAUCCGAUCGUGUCAGCUUUGACGAAACGUCUCGUCUUCGAUUUCUGGUAUCGCACGCGAGGAAAACUAGAAAAAUCCCGCCGAUCGUAAUGUUGAUAGCGAAUAAAGCAGAUUUAACGUACACGCCGGGCGAGAGGGUAGUUUCCACAGCAGAGGGUCGCCAAAGAGCCGAGGAGAUCGAGGCCCACGCAUUUCAUGAAAUAUCCGUCCGAGAAUCCGUCGAACAGGUCAUGGCCGUUUUCACUGACAUAUCCAAACUGUUGACGGAAUUGCCGGGCAAUUCUGGCCAACAAACGAAUACCUUCAGGGUGAGAGCCUCCACCGAUGGAACCUUGGAUGUUCUCCGACGUCCUUCGCCUGUUCCGCUCAAGAGGAGAUUCAGCAUUUCCGUUCGAGGAACGCUUCAUUAAGUAAAGACGAAUUUACAUUUAGCUGAAGCUAAUGUUAAUAAGGUUGGCACGAAAAUACCACGUUUAAUGUGAAUUUCCAUUUCAAUAAAAAUCAACAAUCGAAGAAAUAAAGUAUAGCACUUAAAAUUCAUCCAUGUCUUAUUGCAAG